UUCGCAUUCCAGAGAAAUGUGAUUUCCAGAUCUCCAACCGUGGAGGAUCUUUUUAGGACGAAAACAGCUGGAUUGUAGACUAGGGCAGAACGAGUUUCAGUGUUAUUAACGAUGUUGAGAAUGAAAACUAUUUGUAGUAAAGUGUCAGAGCCCUCCAAAACGACUUCUAGAAAAUAGUUGGAUAACCAUUUUUCAUUUUUAUUGGAGAGGAGCUGGUCGCGGAUCAAUUCCCGGUGUGUGCGCACUGCACACUAUUUACAAUGGCAAAAAAAUCGACUAAGAUACCUCUAUGGACUGUUUUACUUUCUACAAGUGUUGGCAUCAUUUUGGGGAAUCUGGCCAGUGCUGAGCAUCAUGGGAGUCCCUAUGUUUACCGUGUCUCUGGAGGACCUGGUCGUGGCCGUGGCAUUGUUUCCCCCAGCAUGCCAGGACGUCAGAUUCGCUCCCCACAGCCCACCGCACCCCCCGAGACCCUCAUCGUACCAGCCCACAGCCCGAGGGUCCACCUCAGCCAGGAUGACAUCAAGAAGCUGAGGUUCAAGCCCACGGUGGGGUCGGUGCACCUAUCAGAGGGCCACAAGGCCAAGUUCAACUGCUCCAUCGAGGUCCCUGACAACCACCUGGACCUCACCGUGCUGUGGUGGAAGAACAACAUGGAGCUGGCUGAAAACAUGCAGGUGGUCAUCAACGAACUACAGACCGUCACACAUGGGGUCAUGACCCUGCUGUCCACCGUCAGCAUAACUCGUGUGCAGAGAGCUGACGCUGGGGACUACCACUGUAGACUGAGAGUCAGUGACAUAGAGAUAGAGUCCCAGCCUAUCAGCAUUCAGGUCGAAGGUCUACCAACGUUCACCAGACACCCAGAUGACAUGAACGUAACUCGUAACAGCCCCUUUAACCUGUCAUGUGAAGCGGUGGGUUCCCCGAAUCCUAUCACGAUCCGCUGGCUACGCAACGGAGUUCCUGAGAUGGGGUACCUUACCUCCCCCAGCAAGUACACUGUACCAGGUGUGGACAAGUAUACCCAGUUCAACUGUGAGGCCCACAACCAGAAAGGUGUCACUACUUCCAGGGAAGCUAACAUCAAUAUUAAAGUGCUUCCAGCUCCUGUCACUGAGGUCACAGUGAUACAAUGUGAAUCUAACAAACUAGUUCUGAGAUGGACCCCUGGACACGAUGGAUUCUCCCCACUCACUACCUGCCAGAUCAGGGUGAAAGAGGUGAGCCGGAGGAGAGGAGAGGUCAGGCUGGCUAGGAUCAUCAACACUAUAGCUCCUCCUUUCCAGAGUGAUGUCCCAGGGUUACAGGCCAUGACCUGGUACAACGUUAGUGUCUCCUGUAGCAACGAGCUCGGCCAAUCACCAGUCAGUACCUGGGUCCAGAGCAGCACUACAGAAGGAGUACCGUCAGUCUUCCCCCAUAACGUGACUGUUCAGCUCAACGAAUCAAUGCUGGUGAUCCGAUGGAAUGCCCCGCCUCCAGACAGGGUCAACGGAAUCCUCAUGGGGUAUGAUGUCAUCGUCACGUAUGGGACGCGGGUCAACAAUAUCCGCAGCUCCUCCAACACUGGCGCGGUGGCCCUACAGGAGUUCAACACUACAUACGUUGUUCAGGUAGCUGCCGUUACUCAGGCAGGGCGUGGCAUGCUCAGUCCACCGGUUAGGAUCUUCGUACCAGAGAACAGUUGGCCCCUGUCUCCCUCCUCCAUUCCAAACACCAAAGGAUCAGACUCUGUGUACAUCGUACUAGGGGUGGUGUGUGGCUUCUGUAUCCUGCUGCUAGUAUUCUGGGCUGCUUUCUACAUGAGAGGCAGGAUACUAGACACACGCUUUGGUCAGAUGUUUGGAAGUGCAGAGAAGCUUCCACCCAUCGUCCAGUACAGGCCCCAGAGGUCCUACAACCGAUCAACCAUUGAAAUCACACUUGGUAACCUGGGUGUGAGUGAUGAGCUCCAAGCCAAACUACAGGACUUCAUGAUUAUGAGAAACCUGCUUUCCAUCGGGAAGGUUCUGGGACAGGGUGAAUUUGGCUCUGUUGUGGAGGGACGUCUGAAACAACCGGACGGAGCGUCUGAGAAAGUGGCUGUGAAGACCAUGAAACUGGAUAACUUCUCCCAGAGGGAGAUAGAGGAAUUCCUGAAUGAGGCUGCUUGCAUGAAGGACUUUGACCACCCUAACGUCAUCAGGCUGCUAGGUGUUUGUCUUGAGGCGGGGUCUUGUCACUUCCCCAAGCCCAUGGUGAUCCUGCCCUUCAUGAGGUAUGGAGACCUCCACAGCUUCCUGCUGCGCUCACACCUAGGAGACAAUCCAUUGUUCCUGCCCAUUCAGACGCUCCUGAAGUUUAUGAUUGACAUCGCCAUGGGGAUGGAAUACCUCAGUGGGCGGAACUUCCUCCACCGCGACUUGGCUGCACGCAAUUGCAUGCUGCGCGAUGACAUGACGGUGUGCGUGGCAGACUUUGGCUUGUCUAAGAAGAUCUACAGUGGUGAUUACUACAGGCAGGGCAGGAUAGCCAAGAUGCCUGUGAAAUGGAUCGCAGUGGAGAGCCUGGCUGACCGAGUCUUCACUGUAAAGAGUGAUGUGUGGGCGUUUGGUGUGGCCAUGUGGGAGAUAGCGACGCGGGGCAUGACGCCAUACCCUGGCAUCCAGAACAAUGAGAUUUAUGACUACCUACUGGAGGGCCACAGGCUGAAGCAGCCAACUGACUGCCUAGAUGAACUGUAUGAGAUCAUGUACAGCUGUUGGCGUGCUGACCCCCUGGACCGCCCCGUCUUCACUCAGGUAAGAGAACUGUUGGAGAAGCUGACAGAGAAACUUCCAGAGGCUUCUACCAGCAAAGAGGACAUCAUCUACAUUAACACCAGUUUCCCUGAGGAGGAGCAUGGGGCUUGUGCAAACCCCCACCAGGAUUUGCCGCUUUUGAGCUCCUCCCCUUCCUGCAAUCAUAGCAACCAAUUCAGCCCCUCCCCUUCCUGUUGCCACCAGUUUAGCUCCUCCCCUUCCUGCAGCCAGAAGAGACCGGAUCUCACCCUUUCCAGUUCCUUCUCCUCCUGCAGUCAAAAUCAGAGACCAACUAACAGAGAUCUGGUGACAGCGGACAUCCACGAGUGUAAGGAAGAUGAUCGUGACGUUGUUGUCAUCUCUAAUGCCAAUCGGAGUGGGGACCCUGCUGUCGCCAUGACCACGGCAACAACAGCAGCAGCAGCAGCAGCUGUGGACAGUGACACUCCCUUGUUCUCGAGGGAGGGCUUGUGUGGGGCUAUGGGUGGAGCUACUCGUGACUCAGUGGGUGAUGUCACUGGAAUGGAGCAGCACGCGAGUGACACCACGCUGUUACUCUGAAGAGCGUGGAAUAUUGGGACUACAAAUCCAGGGAUUUUAAACCAGAAAGAUAAAAUAAAAGCUCUCUCUCAGGCAUCAUGUCUGAUGAUAAUACAUAUCCUUCUUGUCUGCACUCUGGUCUGUUGAGGACAUUAUAGGUAUGGUAAUGACCCUGCCGUUGAUGAGCACGAUUACCGCUCACCCAAGGGAGCUAGCUUUCUUGGAGCAGCGGUAACGUGUCUGGCUCUGGACACUAUGGUACUGGGUUUGAAUCACGCCUCGGAAUAUCUUGCUACUCCCUCAUUUUGUUACAGUAUGAAGAGAUGUUACUGUGGAUCAUGAGCACAUAGGCCUUCUGCUUGGUGCAGCAUGUGCAGUCUGGAGUUGCUACACUUCCUGUUUCAACAAGGAUCUGCCCUGUUUCCGUAGAAAUAUAAUCCCUAUUUCUAUGAUUCUGUCUUGUGGCAUGAUUAAAACAGUAUUAUAGGCUUGUCUAUUCCCCAAUGCUUUGCAUUGAAAUAAUUCUGACCAGUUUUCCAGUGGAUAUUUAUACCUAAAAUGGUUAUUAAUGCAAGAGAUGUACAUAAGAGAUGCUACAUUUGCACAUCUCUCUUAUAGUAUACAGUAUUUCCAAUGAAAUAAGCAAUGCUCAAGAAUGAAGUCAGAUAUUGAAAGCUGUGAACAAGGCAUAAAUAUGGCUAACCACUGUUAUAAGUCAUUAGUACUACACUCCCAUUACAAUCAAGAGGCCAACUAAACGUUUGCAUUCAAACUGUAUGUAAAAUGCCUUUUAUAUAUUGAAGUAUUUUUUAAGUGGCAUUGUGUAUAUGAACUUUACCUACUAAGUGUAUAUAUAGUAUUGUGUACAUAUGAUGUUUUAUAGUCUGAAAAAAAUAAACAGUUUUGGGUCUCCGAGGACCCUGUACAGCCUUGAGGCACUCCACCAAGGUUAGGCAGUGGACCCGUGAAUGUGCACAAGAUCUAAUAGUUUAAAUUAAAGAUUUUAAUGCAAGUACAACUUUUGUUAAAUAUAGUCAAUGUUGAUAUUGACUUGUUAGUGAUUUGCAUGAUUUUGUCAUGAUGUCAUAAACGAUUGAUUAAAAAUAGCACAUUUUUGUA
Coregonus clupeaformis (lake whitefish) is the source of this 4442-nucleotide messenger RNA. RefSeq names its product tyrosine-protein kinase Mer. Gene Ontology annotation, cellular component: signaling receptor complex. Gene Ontology annotation, biological process: cell surface receptor protein tyrosine kinase signaling pathway; nervous system development; cell migration. The record is from RefSeq and is a predicted model, not a curated record. Gene Ontology annotation, molecular function: protein binding; ATP binding; transmembrane receptor protein tyrosine kinase activity. The coding region runs from base 261 to 3344 and encodes 1027 amino acids. Lineage: Eukaryota; Metazoa; Chordata; Actinopteri; Salmoniformes; Salmonidae. The transcript has 21 exons.